Messenger RNA from Scophthalmus maximus (turbot), 1390 nucleotides. RefSeq names its product serpin peptidase inhibitor, clade B (ovalbumin), member 1 (gene serpinb1). Gene Ontology annotation, biological process: negative regulation of endopeptidase activity. The record is from RefSeq and is a predicted model, not a curated record. Gene Ontology annotation, molecular function: serine-type endopeptidase inhibitor activity. Bases 179 to 1318 code for a protein of 379 amino acids. The transcript is spliced from 7 exons. NCBI's taxonomy places the organism in Eukaryota, Metazoa, Chordata, Actinopteri, Pleuronectiformes, Scophthalmidae.
UAAGUUUCGGUUUUGUUACCCCGCCCCCAGCCCAAAGGCACUCACACACACACACACACACACACACUCACACACACACACUCACACACACACACGGAGUGUGAGCGAGCAGCAGUUUUUCUUGUUUUCCUUCCGUCGCCUCAGGAGGUACAUCAGGAAAAGUGUACAUUCGUCAGCCAUGGCCGCCAUCAGCAGCUCCAACACGUGUUUUGCCCUGGAGCUGUUCCGAACUCUGAGCCAAGCGAACCCCGCGGGGAACGUCUUCGUCUCCCCGCUGAGCAUCAGCUCGGCUCUGGCCAUGGUCUUCCUGGGGGCCAGAGGAGACACGGCUGCUCAGAUGUCACAGGCCCUGUCGUUCCGCUCGGGUGAAGCCGUCCACGCAGACUUCGAGACACUAAUCGGGGACAUCAACUCACCGUCGACAUCGUACAUCCUGAAAACAGCCAAUCGCCUGUACGGGGAGCUUACCGGCAAUUUCCUUCCUCAAUUCCUCGAAGCCACACAGAAAUACUACCAGGCGGACCUGAGGCCUGUGGAUUUCAUCGGAGCUCCAGAGGCGUGCCGAGGAGAGAUCAACGACUGGGUCGAGCAGCAAACAGAAAAUAAAAUAAAAGAUCUCCUGAAGCCAGGAACAGUCAGCACAAUGACACGGCUGGCUCUGGUCAACGCCAUCUACUUCAAGGGAAACUGGAUGAACCGCUUUGACGAAGCAAACACCAAAGAGAUGCCCUUUAAAGUCAAACAGAAUGAGACCAAACUGGUCCAGAUGAUGUACCAGAUGAAGAAGCUGCACUACAACUACAUCCCUGAGCACGGUCUGCAGAUCCUGGAGCUGCCCUACGUGGACGAGGAGCUCAGCAUGUUCAUCCUGUUGCCCGAGGAGUCCAACAGAGGCUCUGACCCUCUGCUGAAGCUGGAGAAGCAGCUAACGCAGGAGAGGCUGGACGAGUGGACCAGCAGGGAAAACAUGGACGCCGUGGACGUCUUCGUUCACCUGCCAAAGUUCAAGCUGGAGGAAGACUACGAGCUGAACCAGCCCCUGGCCAAACUGGGCAUGACGGACGUGUUCUGCUCGGCGAAGGCCGACCUGUCCGGCAUGAACGGCGAAGGGGGACUCUUCCUGUCCACGGUGGCCCACAAGGCCUUCGUGGAGGUGAACGAGGAGGGCACGGAGGCGGCCGCGGCCACGGCUGGCCUGGUGGCUUUCUGUAUGUUUAGGGAGGAACACUUCACGGCGGACCACCCCUUCCUCUUCUUCAUCAGGCACAACAAGACCAAGUCCAUCCUCUUCCUCGGCAGGUUCUCGUCCCCUCAGUAGAAGGAACCAGCAAAGGAAGAUGUGGGGCCACUUAAACGGCAACCCGUAAAAAAUAAAGGCUAUUUGCGUUGA